Messenger RNA from Paramecium sonneborni, 1541 nucleotides. The record is from the annotation of a GenBank genome assembly. Lineage: Eukaryota; Ciliophora; Oligohymenophorea; Peniculida; Parameciidae.
AUGCAAAUUUCUAAAAAAGCUCAUUCAUCUUUAAAUCUAGCGGGCAACGAUUCAUUGUUAACUCCAGAUAAAAAACCUACUGCACAUAAUGUUAAUAAAUCAUGUAAACAAGAGGAAAGUACAACAAAAGAGACUAUUGAAGUGGAUGUGUUAACUUAUAAUCAUCCACCUAAUAUAUAGAAAUUGAUUCCUGUUUCUAAUAUAUUUGGAGCUUACAAAAGAGUUAAGAAUGUAAUAACAAGAACACCUACUUAAAAAUCAAUAAAAUUAUCAGAAUAAUUUGGAGCUAAUAUUUAUAUAAAACGAGUAAAUAAAAAAUAUAUAAAUUUAGGAAGAUUUACAAAUAGUUAGAAGUUAUAAAUUAAGAGGUGCUUAUAAUAAAAUAAUAUCAAUACCAGAGAGUGAAAGACAUCGUACAGUAUUUUGUUCUAGUGCUGGUAAUCAUGCAUAAGGUGUUGCAUAUGUUUGUAAUCUAUUAAAAAUAAAUUGUAUAAUAUAUAUGCCAACAAAUGCACCAAGUAUUAAAGUUAAUGCUGUUAAGUAUAUAUGAUUAAAUAAUAAAAAAAGAUCAUGGGGAAAAUAGUAUGUUAAAAUAGAGUUAGUAGGAGAUACUUUUGAUGAGAGUUUUAGAGCAAGUAAAGAGAAAUGUAAUAAUGAAAAUGGAAUAUAUGUACAUGCAUUUGAUGAUGAAAAAAUUAUCGAAGGUUAAGGAACAAUUGCUGUAGAAAUAUUAGAAGAUAUUUAAGAGAAUAAAAUUGAUUUUGUAUUCUUUCCUGUUGGAGGUGGAGGAUGUGGAGCAGGAAUAUCAUCAUAUUUUAAAUAAGUUAUGCCUGAAUCAAUAUUAAUAGGUGUUGAACCAGAAGGGUAAUUUAUAUAUAUAUAUAUUAUUAAUCUAGUUCGCCUUCUAUGUAUGAAGCAAUUAAAUAAUAAUAAGUUGUUGAAUUAGAUACUAUUAAUACUUUUGUUGAUGGUGCUGCUAUUAAAAAAUCAGGAGCAAUACCAUUUGAAAUUUUAAAUUCUGUGUUAAAAGAUGUUGUAUUAGUACCUGAAGGACAUGUUUGUACAACGAUGAUGAAAUUAUUUAAUGAAGAAGGUAUUCUUGUUGAACCUGCAGGUGCACUUGCAAUAUCUGCUUUAGAUAGAUUUAAAGACUAAAUUAGAGGCAAAACUGUUGUUUGUCUUAUUUCUGGUAGUAAUAAUGAUUUAGGAAGAAUGACUGAUAUUAGAAUGCUUUCAGAGAUUCAUUAAGGUUUAUAAUAUUAUAUGUUUGUUAAUUUCUUUUAAAAACCAGGAGCAUUAAAAUAAUUUAUUAUUUAAUGUUUAGGUACUUCUAUUUAAAUUUUAUUAUUUUAGGACCUACUGAUGAAAUUACAAAUCUGGAAUAUACCAGAAAAAAUAACAGAGAAAAAGGUCCUGCUUUAGUCGGUGUGAAAGUUAAAAAAGCUUAAGAUUUUGAAGCUAUUAAAAAUAAAAUGGAAGAAUUAAAAAUUACACAUAGAAUUCUAUAACCAAAUCAAGAGAUCUUUAAAAUGUUAUUAUGA